AUGUCGGCUCCUGUCGGGCCCCGGGGCCGCCCGGUUCCUACCCCGGCGGCCUCUCAGCCGCCUCUGCAGCCCGAGAUGCCGGACCUCAGCCACCUCACGGAGGAGGAGAGGAAAAUCAUCCUGGCCGUCAUGGACCGGCAGAAGAAAGAAGAGGAGAAGGAGCAGUCAGUGCUCAAAAAAUUGCAUCAGCAGUUUGAAAUGUAUAAGGAGCAGGUGAAGAAGAUGGGAGAAGAAUCACAGCAGCAGCAGGAGCAGAAGGGCGAUGCCCCAACCUGUGGGAUCUGCCACAAAACCAAGUUUGCUGAUGGCUGUGGCCAUAACUGUUCCUAUUGCCAAACAAAGUUCUGUGCUCGUUGUGGAGGCCGAGUGUCAUUACGCUCAAACAAGGUUAUGUGGGUAUGUAACUUGUGCCGAAAACAACAAGAAAUCCUCACUAAAUCGGGAGCCUGGUUCUAUAACAGUGGGACGAAUGCACCGCAGCUACCUGAUCAGAAGGUUGUCAGAGGACCGCGAAACGAAGAGGCGCCUCAGGAGAAAAAAGCAAAGCUGCACGAGCAGGCCCAGUUCCAUGCACCCUCGGGUGACUUAGCUGUGCCUGCAGCGGAGAAGAGUCGAUCUCAUGGGCUCACAAGACAGGAUUCUAUUAAAAACGGGUCAGGAAUGAAGCACCAAAUUGGCAGUGACAUAGCUUCAGACAGGAAAAGAAGUCCAUCAGUGACCAGAGAUCAGAAUAGAAGAUACGACCAAAGGGAAGAAAGAGAGGAAUACUCACAGUAUGCUAGUUCAGAUAGCGCAAUGCCUAGAUCUCCAUCAGAUUAUGCUGAUAGGCGAUCUCAACAUGAACCUCAGUUUUAUGAAGAAUCUGAUCCUGUAAGUUAUAGGGACUCCAACAGGAGAAGUCAUAGGCGUUCCAAAGAGUAUAUUGUAGACGAGGAGGAGGAUGUGGAGAGCAGAGAUGAAUAUGAAAGACAAAGGAGAGAGGAGGAGUACCAGGCACGCUACAGAAGUGAUCCAAAUUUGGCCCGGUAUCCAGUAAAGCCCCAGCCUUAUGAAGAGCAAAUGCGUAUUCAUGCUGAAGUAUCCCGAGCACGGCAUGAAAGGAGACAUAGUGAUGUUUCUCUGGCAAAUGCAGAAUUAGAAGAUUCCAGGAUUUCUAUGCUGAGGAUGGAACGACCAUCAAGGCAAAGAUCUAUAUCUGAACGGAGAGCUGCUAUGGAAAGUCAGCGAUCUUAUUCAAUGGAAAGAACUCGAGAGGCUCAGGGACCAGGUUCUUAUCCACAAAGGACCACAAACCAUAGUCCUCCCACCCCCCGGAGGAGUCCAGUACCCAUCGAUAGACCAGACUUGAGACGCACUGACUCAUCGAGGAAACAGCAACACUUAGAUCCUAGCUCUGCUGUAAGGAAAACGAAACGGGAAAAGAUGGAAACAAUGUUAAGGAAUGAUUCUCUCAGUUCAGACCAGUCAGAGUCAGUAAGACCUCCACCACCAAAGCCUCAUAAAUCAAAGAAAGGAGGUAAAAUGCGCCAGGUUUCAUUGAGCAGUUCAGAGGAGGAAUUAGCUUCCACGCCUGAGUACACAAGCUGUGAUGAUGUUGAGAUUGAAAGUGAGAGUGUAAGUGAGAAAGGGGACAGUCAAAAGGGAAAAAGAAAAACUAGUGAGCAGGCAGUUUUGUCGGACUCUCACACCAGGUCUGAGAGACAAAGGAAAAUGAUGUACUUUGGAGGCCACUCUUUGGAAGAGGAUCUGGAAUGGUCUGAGCCUCAGAUUAAGGACUCUGGGGUAGAUACGUGUAGUAGCACAACCCUUAACGAGGAGCAUAGCCAUAGUGAUAAGCAUCCUGUGACCUGGCAGCCAUCUAAAGAUGGAGAUCGUUUAAUUGGUCGCAUUUUAUUAAAUAAACGUCUAAAAGAUGGAAGUGUACCUCGAGAUUCAGGAGCAAUGCUUGGCUUAAAGGUUGUAGGAGGAAAGAUGACAGAAUCAGGUCGACUUUGUGCAUUUAUUACCAAAGUAAAAAGAGGAAGUUUAGCUGACACUGUAGGACAUCUUAGACCAGGUGAUGAAGUGUUAGAAUGGAAUGGAAGGCUAUUGCAAGGAGCCACAUUUGAAGAAGUGUACAACAUCAUUCUGGAAUCCAAACCUGAACCACAAGUGGAACUUGUUGUUUCAAGGCCUAUUGGAGAUAUACCUAGAAUACCUGAUAGCACACAUGCACAGCUGGAAUCCAGUUCUAGCUCAUUUGAAUCUCAAAAAAUGGAUCGUCCUUCUAUUUCCGUUACCUCUCCCAUGAGUCCUGGCAUGUUGAGGGAUGUCCCACAGUUCUUAUCUGGACAACUUUCAAUAAAACUGUGGUUUGACAAGGUUGGUCACCAAUUAAUAGUUACAAUUUUGGGAGCAAAAGAUCUCCCUUCCAGGGAAGAUGGGAGGCCAAGGAAUCCUUACGUUAAAAUUUACUUUCUUCCAGACAGAAGUGAUAAAAACAAGAGAAGAACUAAAACAGUAAAGAAAAUGUUGGAACCCAAAUGGAACCAAACAUUCAUUUAUUCUCCAGUCCAUCGAAGAGAGUUUCGAGAACGAAUGCUAGAGAUUACCCUUUGGGAUCAAGCUCGAGUUCGAGAGGAAGAAAGUGAAUUCUUAGGAGAGAUUUUAAUUGAAUUAGAAACAGCAUUAUUAGACGAUGAACCACAUUGGUACAAACUUCAGACCCAUGAUGUCUCUUCAUUGCCACUUCCCCACCCUUCUCCAUAUAUGCCACGUCGACAACUUCACGGAGAGAGCCCAACGAGAAGAUUGCAAAGGUCAAAGAGAAUAAGCGAUAGUGAAGUCUCUGACUAUGACUGUGAUGAUGGAAUUGGUGUAGUAUCAGAUUACCGACACAAUGGUCGAGAUCUUCAGAGCUCAACAUUAUCAGUGCCAGAACAAGUAAUGUCAUCAAACCAUUGUUCACCAUCAGGGUCUCCCCACCGAGUAGAUGUAAUAGGAAGGACUAGAUCAUGGUCACCCAGUGUCCCUCCUCCACAAAGUCGGAAUGUAGAACAGGGCCUUCGAGGGACACGCUCUUCUGCUGGACACUAUAAUACAAUUAGCCGAAUGGAUAGACAUCGUGUUAUGGAUGACCAUUACUCUCCAGAUAGAGACAGUCAUUUUCUUACUCUACCUCGCUCCAGAUACAGGCAGAGCAUUGAGCAUCAUCACAGGGAUGGCAGGGAUUGUGAAGCAGCAGAUAGACAGCCAUAUCACAGAUCCAGAUCAACAGAACAGCGGCCUCUGCUAGAGCGGACCACCACCCGCUCCAGAUCCACUGAACGUCCUGAUACAAACCUCAUGAGGUCGAUGCCUUCAUUAAUGACUGGAAGAUCUGCCCCUCCUUCACCCGCCUUAUCGAGGUCUCAUCCUCGUACUGGGUCUGUCCAAACAAGCCCGUCAAGUACUCCAGUGGCAGGGCGCAGGGGCCGGCAGCUCCCACAGCUUCCACCAAAAGGGACGUUGGAGAGAAGUGCUAUGGAUAUAGAGGAGAGAAAUCGCCAAAUGAAAAUUAACAAAUACAAACAGGUAGCCGGAUCAGACCCCAGACUGGAACAAGAUUACCAUUCAAAGUAUCGAUCAGGAUGGGAUCCUCAUAGAGGGGCAGAUAAUGUUUCCACUAAAUCUUCGGACAGUGAUGUAAGUGAUAUAUCUGCGGUUUCGAGGACUAGUAGUGCUUCUCGUUUCAGCAGCACAAGCUACAUGUCUGUCCAAUCAGAGCGGCCAAGAGGAAACAAGAAAAUCAGUGUCUUUACAUCCAAAAUGCAAAGCAGACAAAUGGGCAUCUCAGGGACGAACAUGACUAAAAGCACCAGCAUCAGUGGAGACAUGUGCUCACUAGAGAAGAAUGAUGGCAGCCAGUCUGACACUGCAGUGGGCGCCUUGGGCACCAGCGGCAAAAAGCGGCGCUCUAGCAUUGGGGCCAAAAUGGUAGCUAUUGUUGGUCUCUCGAGGAAAAGCCGCAGCGCUUCUCAGCUCAGCCAAACGGAAGCCGGAGGUAAAAAGCUCCGGAGCACUGUCCAGAGAAGCACAGAGACAGGUCUGGCGGUGGAAAUGCGGAACUGGAUGACUCGCCAGGCGAGCCGGGAGUCCACUGAUGGCAGCAUGAACAGCUACAGCUCAGAAGGAAAUUUGAUUUUCCCCGGUGUCCGCUUGGCCUCUGAUAGCCAAUUCAGUGAUUUUUUGGAUGGGCUUGGCCCUGCCCAGCUAGUGGGGCGCCAGACCCUGGCUACACCUGCAAUGGGUGACAUUCAGGUAGGAAUGAUGGACAAAAAAGGACAGUUGGAGGUGGAAAUCAUUCGGGCCCGUGGCCUUGUUGUCAAACCAGGUUCCAAGACACUGCCAGCACCGUAUGUAAAGGUGUAUCUUUUAGAUAAUGGGGUCUGCAUCGCCAAAAAGAAAACAAAAGUGGCAAGAAAAACGCUGGAACCCCUUUACCAGCAGCUGUUAUCAUUUGAAGAGAGCCCCCAAGGAAAAGUUUUACAGAUCAUUGUCUGGGGAGAUUAUGGCCGCAUGGAUCACAAAUCCUUUAUGGGAGUGGCCCAGAUCCUUUUAGAUGAACUGGAGCUAUCCAAUAUGGUGAUUGGAUGGUUCAAACUUUUCCCCCCUUCCUCCCUAGUAGAUCCAACUCUGGCCCCUCUGACAAGAAGAGCUUCCCAGUCAUCUCUGGAAAGUUCAACUGGACCUUCUUAUUCUCGUUCAUAG
Molecule: messenger RNA, 4728 nt
Organism: Orycteropus afer afer
Lineage: Eukaryota; Metazoa; Chordata; Mammalia; Tubulidentata; Orycteropodidae
Source: RefSeq, a predicted model, not a curated record